GAAUUCGUCAAAUGCCUCUUCCUAAGCGGCCAAACAGAACUGCAAAGCCGUCACCACGACGCCUCUGAGAGGGAGGACAGAGAGACCAACUUUGCUACCGUGAACAAGUUUAAAGUCAACGUCAUGGCCAACUCGGCAUGCGUCGACUUGCUAGUGUGGGCUAUUGGGGAUGAGACAGGUGCGGAUUCUCUCUGCGGACGCUUGACGGAGAAGAUAAACUCCAACCACAACCACAAACUCAUACUGGCUCACAUGCCUCUACUGAUGGUUUGUUUGGAAGGUCUAGGCAAACUAGCAACCAAAUUCCCGACUAUCGCGAACACCUCAAUCUACUGCUUGCGAGAUUUCCUUGUAACACCCUCCCCGAUCCUGUUUAAGCUGCACAAGUUGGAGCUGGAGAAAACUGGCAAGGAACACAUGAAGGUCACUUUGCAAGGCAAGGAGCUCCAAGGUUUAACAGAGACAGGCGUUCCAGUAAAGUCUACGCCCUUCGAGAAACUUCGAGACGCGGCCAUAGAGAACCUUUGCGUGGCGCUUGAAGCGGCUUUAACUGUGGACCAGUUCUGUGUACCGGCGCUGGUCGGAUCUGUCAGCAAUAGGCUGUUCACCGCUGAAACUAGCGACAGUGAGUCGUCACUAAUAAGCACCAACAUAGUCAUCAUGUUGGGACAUGUCGCAGUCGCCUUGAAAGACACGCCGAAGACUACGGAUACGAUCCUGCAAUUCUUCCAGCAAAGGCUCUGCCGGUCGCCGUCAUCCCUAGACACCCUGAUAGUAGACCAGUUAGGCUGCAUGGCGCUGGCCAGCCCAGAAGGGCCCGCCCAUGAUGAGAUCAUGCGGAUGUUCACCGUCAUCACGGUAGAGGCAGCCAGCGCUGCCUACCACCACACCGACGAUAGGAAACAGUACAG
Ostrinia furnacalis (Asian corn borer) is the source of this 911-nucleotide messenger RNA. RefSeq names its product phosphatidylinositol 4-kinase alpha-like. The record is from RefSeq and is a predicted model, not a curated record. Lineage: Eukaryota; Metazoa; Arthropoda; Insecta; Lepidoptera; Crambidae. The transcript has 6 exons. The annotation marks the transcript as partial.